AUGUCGCCGGGAGAAGUGAGUUCUCAUCGUGUCUUUUCCCCGCUGCUUUGGAGGCGCUUUGUCCCCUUAAUUCCUUCCUAUUCCCACGGUUUUUUUCCCGUGUGCGCAAGGCCCAUCACAUUUUGUUCUGCGUGGUCAACGCCAUGGCAUGUUAUGCUUCGUUAUGCGAGCUCUCUGCCUUCGAGGCCGUCGCCACCCUGUGGUAGUCCUCUGCCCUCCGAUGUCACUGAGGACGAUGAUCCUGUUUUACCCUUUUUGCUGCCAAACAGUACGAUGCCGCUGACGCAACUGGCCAAACUGCUUCCGGAUGAGGUGCUUGAGAAAUUAGAAAAUGGGCUCAAGAGCCACCUGGAAAAUUUUCCUGCACGCUACCGUAUUUUCCGUGGAACGAACGGGCUUCUCCAUGCCCAGUGCGUGACACCCGCCGGCAACAAUGGUACUAAGAGCACAGAGGAGGGCAAGGUGGAAGAGACUCAGGGCAAGAAGAAAGUGUCAUUGUCAAUUCCAAUUGUCCCGGGCCGCUUUCUCACUCUCGAGAGUUUUAUGAGGUUCAAUUACGCGGCACGCCCGUCGGGGACGGUUGAUUUUAAUGCCUCUCAUAAAGAAAAGGAUGAGAAUAUUCAAAUGAUGAAGCACUUUUUUCAUGGGUAUGUGCACCCCGUGAAGAGCGCGGAAUUGUGGCUACUCACAGCAGAAUAUAAAUUAAGCAAGUUUCCAUCAGCAGAAGCAGCGGUGACAGUGACUGGAGUUGAGAAAAGGACUGUUGUUGACCCCGAAAUGUCAGGGGUGAUGGAAGGAAAAGAGGUCCUUCAGGCGUUUCGGUGGGUGCAUCUUGAUAAUAGGGAGAAACUAAAUCAGGCAGUGACCAUGUUACGCAGUGAAGCCUGUAGCGAUUCACUGGGAAACGACGUGGGGGAGAAGAGAGCUUCACAUGGUGAAGUUUCCUCUGGAACCACUUUUAGAAGGAGUUCCACUUUUGUUCGCUUCCUAGUCCCUACUGCGCCUCUCCCAAUGGAUGCCACGACUUCGUCGCACUGUUUAGAAAAUGGGAUUGAGGAGUACAAUUUUUACCGCAUGUGCCGUGCGUUGAGUACAACAACGUUUAUGCGACUCCCGGAGCUGCAGGAUGUCGUGGAGGGAUGGUUGACGCAGCCUUUAGCAGCCGUCCUGGCAAUAGCGGGGGAAGAGAGUAAGACGACUGUAGGGCUGAAUGGUGUGGAUGAAAAACGCUCCUUGUUGGAAUUUGAUUGUGACCCCGACGACUCGACUCGCAUUGUGGGGGUACGUUUCUGGCUUGACGAGGAACGCUACCUGCCGCCGCAGUACCGUAGUAUGUCACCCGCAGAACUAGAGAAGGAACUGUCUGAGUUGGAGACAAUAACCCCUAAAGAUCUGAACCAACUAUCCAAUCAUAAGCGUGUGAAGAUUAUUGAUAGAAAACGUCUGCUAAAGCGCUG
Molecule: messenger RNA, 1457 nt
Organism: Trypanosoma cruzi
Lineage: Eukaryota; Euglenozoa; Kinetoplastea; Trypanosomatida; Trypanosomatidae
Exons: 1
Source: RefSeq, a predicted model, not a curated record